GUUAGGGUGACCUUUCCGGGAUCCAUCAGGUAACCCUCCAAUUGAGUGUUACCCCAUUCGCUCGCGUGUCCCUUGUCCCGUUCCGGGCAAGUCCCUAAUUCCCAGCUUUCCUUAAAGUUUUCGUUUCGCAUCCGAUCGCACCAUUGACCUCAUCAGCAUCUGCCCACUGUACCGUAAAUCUGGGGAAUCUAGACCAGCUAGCUGGCCCCCUUGUAUGACAUAAAGAUGGAGAAUACUAGGUCUCUUAGCAGUUUGGUUGGAUCGUUUUGGUGCUAACCCUUACGUUAAUGGGUUCGUAGAUGGUAGGCAGGUGUGUAGCGGUCAACGACAGGAAGCUUUAGGGUACCAUGGGUACCUGGUCCGGACCAAACAUAAAAUCUACCUUCAUGUCCGGUCUGUUUUCGAACCUCUCUUUUUUUUUCUUUUCUUUAAAUUGGUGCUGUCACGUUCCAAAUUCUACCCUCCAAGUCUCGAUAACUACUUCUUACUGAUAAAGAAACCUCAUCUCGAAUAUAAGACUCGUGAUAUUCUAGAGGGUUAGCGAGAGAAAGAGCAAAACCCAUCUUAUAGCAACUCUAAACCAGCCGUCUAAGGUUGAACGCGAAACCCAAACAAACAGCAAUCAUGGACCACAGCCGAGCAUCCAGAAUGACUACCAGUGGACGUCUGAGCGUAACCCGCCACCCAGCCAUAGCUCUCGCAGCCGUCGCCGCCACGGGUAUCUUCGCCGCUGUACGGUACCAGCGAUCCGCCCUAACCCGCAACGAGCGUGCCCAAAAGCAUUCACCCGAGAACCCCAACUUCUACGUCAGUGUCGACCGAAGCGGUGGCGGUAUCUAAUCGAUCUAAAAUAUCGUACCAACAGCAAUAUUAAAACAAAUACAAAAUUGGCCAAGUGAAGGGUAUACCCAAGAAAGAGACUAGCAGAGACAAGGCCAAGUUAGACGCAAAGUCUACUUAGGUUAUGUGAGACGUACAAAAUUCAAUUUUGGGAGUCUUUAGAACGCUAGGUUCAGCGGGUUACUUGCUUUUUAAUGAGUCUUAUCCACGCUUUACGACAAUGGAUGGCGGAUGCUGGGUAACGGCUUCAAAAUUGGACGUAUAUUACGUAUAGGGUGAAUAACGGUCGGCGUUUUACUUGUUUUUAGAUACACCACUGUGAUAUGGUACGCAGCAGGUAGAAGAGACAGCAAGACCUAGACAUGGGAUACAAAGAAGCAAAACGAUAUAUCUUUAACUCAGUGUUUUA
This is a messenger RNA of Hypoxylon trugodes, 1249 nucleotides long. RefSeq lists its product as uncharacterized. The record is from RefSeq and is a predicted model, not a curated record. The coding region runs from base 625 to 840 and encodes 71 amino acids. The transcript has 2 exons. Lineage: Eukaryota; Fungi; Ascomycota; Sordariomycetes; Xylariales; Hypoxylaceae.